AGCACACUUGCAACCAAAGCUGCAUAUUCCUCUUCUGGGGCCUCCUUCCAGCCUUACAUUUCAGUUCACUAUCUGUAGCCAUCUGGGACAUGGCUCUGUUUUUCUUCUUGAUCUUUGCCUUUUGCACCGGACCUGGACUUAUAGAGUCUUCUCCCAAAGUACGACUGGUGAGCGGUCCCCAUCGCUGUGAAGGGCGGGUGGAAGUGGAGCGGAAUGGCGAGUGGGGCACUGUGUGUGACGACGGCUGGAGCAUGAAAGACGUGGAAGUGGUGUGCCGGGAGCUGGGCUGCGGAGCAGCCAAGGGGGUGCCCACUGGUAAUUUAUAUAAGCCAUUGGCUGAUGAAAAACAAAAAAUCUUCAUCCAAGAAGUCAACUGCAGUGGGACGGAAGAUAAAUUGAUUAACUGUGACCAGCUGGAAGACGUUUAUGAUUGCUCCCACAGCGAGGAUGCAGGGGCAAUAUGUGAGCAGUCUUCUCCCAAAGUACGACUGGUGAGCGGUCCCCAUCGCUGUGAAGGGCGGGUGGAAGUGGAGCGGAAUGGCGAGUGGGGCACUGUGUGUGACGACGGCUGGAGCAUGAAAGACGUGGAAGUGGUGUGCCGGGAGCUGGGCUGUGGAGCAGCCAAGGGGGUGCCCACUGGUAAUUUAUAUAAGCCAUUGGCUGAUGAAAAACAAAAAAUCUUCAUCCAAGAAGUCAACUGCAGUGGGACGGAAGAUAAAUUGACUAACUGUGACCAGCUGGAAGACGUUUAUGAUUGCUCCCACAGCGAGGAUGCAGGGGCAAUAUGUGAGCAGACUGUGAAGCUGGUUGGUGGCCCUGGGCGCUGCAAGGGGCGCUUGGAGGUGAAGCACCAAGAGCAAUGGGGCACUGUGUGCAAAGCAGGCUGGAAUCUCUCUGCUGCGAAGGUGGUGUGCCGGCAACUGGGGUGUGGGAAGGCCACACUGAUCAACAGAUGCUGUAACAAGGAUACCCAGGGCCAAGGACUCAUCUGGCUGAGCAGUGUGUCAUGCUCAGGACAGGAAGAAAACCUUCACUAUUGCCUUUCUGGGCUUGAGAGGAAUAAUAACUGCACCCAUGAUGAGGAUACAUGGGUCGAAUGUGAAGAUCCCUUUAAACUAAGACUGGUAAACGGAGACACCAGCUGCUCUGGGUGACUGGAGGUGCUGCACAAGGGCAUAUGGGGCUCUGUCUGUGAUGAUGGCUGGGGGCCAAAGGAGGAGCAGGUGCUGUGUGGUCAACCGGGCUGUAGAAGGCCAAUCUUUGUACCUGCCAAAGUGCGGAGAAAGUUUGUCCCUGGAGAUGGGUGCAUCUGGCUAGAUGCUAUCCAUUGCAAAGAGCAAAAGCAGUCACUGGAGCAGUGUCAGCAUAGGUCCUGGGGGUAUCAUGACUGCAACCACAAGGAAGAUGUCAUCAUAUUCUGCUCUGAUUCUAGCAACUCCCAAACUGCUCAGCAUGCACAUGCUCACUACACGUUCUGA
Messenger RNA from Dama dama (fallow deer), 1478 nucleotides. RefSeq names its product CD5 antigen-like. The record is from RefSeq and is a predicted model, not a curated record. Gene Ontology annotation, cellular component: membrane. Lineage: Eukaryota; Metazoa; Chordata; Mammalia; Artiodactyla; Cervidae. The transcript has 7 exons.